ACUCCAAAGUUCCGGUUUGAGUGAAUUGCUGGUGAUCGAUGUUAGGAAAGGAAAGCGCGUGGGUGUCCAUGAAAAGGCCUCAUAGAUUCUAAUUACUAACAGCAAGGUUUCAGUUGAUUGGUUAUGUUUACGUUGUGAACGAGGUGAAUGAUGGAGACUGCGGAAACGGCGCCGUUCCGGAUCGGCUCCACUGUACGGGCGCUGCGAUGUGCUCUGCAGCGGGAAAUCGGACACGAAGCCGAGUCCGAACGAGCCGAGAACCGGGAGAAGAGAAGCACCGAGCGCGACAAGCUCUGGUUUAAAGAGAGCAGCGCCAAAAACCUGAGAAACAGAGACUUCCUGGCGCCCAACACAGUGCUGACGACGCUUUACUCGUACGGACAGGUUCCUCAGGCCGUUAUAAGACGCGUCCUCUCUCUCCGUGGAAGCGGCGUGUUACCACUCGCAGGGUGUGAUGUCACGGCCGAGGGGCUGUGUGUAACCGUGGACCGGUGCACAUCAUUCCGAGGUGUUCUGUGUGGGAUGAACGCGUACCUGAGACCUGCCACUCAAAGACAGGGGUGUGUUCUGAUCAACUGUCCUGCACUGCAUGCCAAACAAGCUCCGCCCACUCCAGACAGUCUGACACUGGUGCAGCUUCGUACCGUCCUCAUCGCUGAUCAUCUCGGGGCUGUGCUCCUGAGACAAGGUUACUCUGUGUCCUUCUGUCCUGCCCUUCCUGAAGAGAGUGACAUCAUCAGCUUUCUCCGAAUCUUGGGUAUCAAUUGGCCGGCAGCGUCUGUGAGCUGGACCAGUGAAGAGGGAGAGGAAAAGAUGAGGAGCGCCCUGGAGAGCUGUUCCUACAGAGAGACAGAUGGAGAGAGAGGGAAGAGGGCGAGUAAGGGAGAGUAUGGAGGGAUGACAGAGGAGGUCAGAAUAAACCUAAAGCGAGUGAUGGAGGAUGUAGAGCUGCAGGGUUAUGACCCCACUCUUGGCACAUGCACAGUGCAGCGAGAGGCAUUGUGUCAUCUGGCUCAGCUGGACAGGGCAAUAGAACAGUUUCCUGCAUCCACGGUUUCAGUGCUACACGUGACUUCCUGUCAGGAUGAGUUCCGCCAACAGCAGAUCGCCAUGCUUUGGAGAGCCACCGGUGUUGCAGCGACGCAGAGGCUUGUAGUGUGUGGUCUAGUAAAGACUCCAGGCACUCAGAUGAGCGCAGCUCAAUACCUGCAAUUAAGAAGAGCUCAGAUGAAGGAAGCUUCAGAAAUUAAAUAUGGAGAGCAAGUGGAAGGACAGACUUGGGAUGACAUCAUCAGAGUGAUGACUUGUGCCACAGUGCGGUUUGAGCUGCUAUCCACAGCACACACGAGCCCAGUGACUCUCGAUGUCCAGCGUGAAGUGGGCGUGUCCACAAAGGGUCCUAGGGGAGGAGUCUUUGUUAUGUAUAACUGUGCGAGACUACACACACUGUUCAGCAGCUAUGAAAAAGGGGUAGAGCAAGGCGUCUACCCCGAAAUCCCUGCAGGUUUCGAGUUGGAUUUUUCCUCUUUAAAAGAAGAGGGGGAAUGGCUUCUUCUUUUCAAUUACCUCAUUCCAUUCUCUGAGCUUCUGGACCAAUCAGGACAGGUGCUGGAGCUGGAAGGGGCGGGAGCAAGAGUUAAUUUAAGAACAGAGCAGGUCUGCAGAUUCCUGGUGUCUCUCAGUAAAGACUUUAGUUCAUAUUAUAACAGAGUGCAUGUACUUGGGGAACCGUUACCUCAUCUUUUCAAUCAGAUGUUUUGCCGCUUGUUACUGCUGAAGGCUUUGAGGGAACUUUACCACAGCGCCUUGGAUUCUCUAAACCUGCCGCCGAUUCCACAGCUAUAGCUCCUGACUCCUCCAAUAUGCUGAAAGGAACAAUCCAUAUUACAUUGAAUAGAAACGGACCUGAGAUGAAUAAACGCUAACUAGAAUUUUUUUUUUUACAUUCGCUACAAAUCUUUCAUCAUCACCAUAAAACACACCAAGAAGUAUUAAACAAUUACACUCAUUAAUUACUAUAAUAUUUGAGCUGGUACUGAAAAAAUGGAGGUUCUAUCAGAAAUUUUGUCCAGAAUUCACCUAACAUCCACAACACAUGAUUUUAUGCUGUGAUAAAUAUUGCAUCAGGACUAAAUUUUGUCAUUGUUACGUAUUUCUUUUAUACUAUGGCGCAUUUCGUGCUUGUUUUACUCGUUCACUCGUUCUCAUUUGUAUAGUAACAGUUCAUUCACAGGGACUUGUGUAGCGGACGUUCUACCGACUUUAAGUGUAACAAUAAACAAAUUCCUAAAUCUCUUGUAUAUGGUGCAGUUUUCUGUAUAUAGAAUUGUAUUUAUUAUUUAUGGAAGGAGUCUCCAAUGUCAGUGCUUUGUAGCAGUCAGUAAGUUUUUUCCGCAACAAGAUAAUCUUCAGGACUGAGAGCUUUAUGCUUUGUGGUUUCUCAGUAACAUGACAAGUUGCAUCUUUUUGCUCCUAAUUACUUCUUGAUGGAGAAGAAAAAGACAGCUGAUGGAAUGCACUUUCACAUUCUUUCAGAUGUUCUUUUUCAAAGCGUUCAUUUCAUUUCAGAUGUGCUGCUGCUCUUUCAUAGCUCCUGGCACCGUUUUCUACUUCUUGGUGAUUGGUCUUGUCAGUUGUAUUGUGUAUGUGAUCUAAACUCACACACACUGUUCAACUGUUUCGGUUGUUCAUUACAGAAUCGGGGUUCGAUAUUGCUUUGUAUUCAUCCUUUAUUAACUGAUUUUAUAUAAUGAGUUGGUUAACAUUAAUGAAGCUUCAGCAUUAAUAAACCAUGUAACAGCAACGAUUGUAUGUCUGUCAACUUUA
Messenger RNA from Silurus meridionalis, 2826 nucleotides. It is a transcript of the gene dalrd3, whose product is annotated as DALR anticodon binding domain containing 3. Gene Ontology annotation, biological process: tRNA C3-cytosine methylation; arginyl-tRNA aminoacylation. Bases 148 to 1845 code for a protein of 565 amino acids. Gene Ontology annotation, molecular function: tRNA binding; ATP binding; arginine-tRNA ligase activity. The transcript has 13 exons. The record is from RefSeq and is a predicted model, not a curated record. NCBI's taxonomy places the organism in Eukaryota, Metazoa, Chordata, Actinopteri, Siluriformes, Siluridae.